Messenger RNA from Pecten maximus, 3451 nucleotides. Its product is annotated as serine racemase-like. The transcript is spliced from 7 exons. Gene Ontology annotation, biological process: L-threonine catabolic process; L-serine catabolic process. The record is from RefSeq and is a predicted model, not a curated record. Gene Ontology annotation, molecular function: L-serine ammonia-lyase activity; threonine deaminase activity; pyridoxal phosphate binding. Bases 158 to 1141 code for a protein of 327 amino acids. NCBI's taxonomy places the organism in Eukaryota, Metazoa, Mollusca, Bivalvia, Pectinida, Pectinidae.
CGCGCCUUUAAUUAUUGUUUCAUUUCCAAGUUACUUAUACUAGUUUAUUGUGAAACGUGGAGUAAUUAUGUCCCCUUACAAAAUUGCCUGGCAGAUUGAAUUUGCCCAUGCAGAGAGUUUGUUGCCCAUUUUGAUGUCCUGACAAAACAACUUGACCAUGCCAUCUGAACAAGGCCUGGUGACACUGGAUGAUGUCCUGAGAGCCAAAGAAGUUCUGAAGAGUAGCUCUCUGGGUGUGUGCAGGACACCGUUGAUAAAAAACACUGACAUGUUCCCAGGCUUAGAGAAUUCUGAGGUGUACCUGAAACUGGAAAACAUGCAGACUACUGGUUCUUUUAAGAUCCGAGGAGUAGCCAACCAGAUGGCUGUUAUCCCAGAGGAAGUAAAACGAGGGGAGAAAAAGUUAGUUACAAUAUCUGCUGGAAAUUAUGGGAAGGCGUUCGCUUAUGCCCUCAACAAGUUUAGUCUUCCUGGACUCUGCCUGAUGCCUUUAACAGCACCUUCAAGUCGCGUUCAGCUCAUCAAGGGUUGUGGUGUUGAUGUAGAACAGCUCCCCACCAGUGAUUUAAUGUUGACAGUGGAUAAAUACGUAGCAGAAAAAGGCUACACUUUCCUGCAUUCAUUUGAUGAAUCCAACCUCAUUGCUGGUUAUGGAAGUGCAUCUCUAGAGAUUCUGGAGGAUGGUGUUAAGCCUGAUGUUGUGAUUGUCUGCUGUGGAGGAGGAGGGCUGGUGUCUGGUGUGGCUGCAACCUUUAAACUGUCUGGGCUUCCCAACUGUAGAGUGUAUGCUGUGGAACCAGAGGGGUCUCCUACCAUGUAUGAAAGUUUUAAGAAAGGUGAGGCUGUCACCAUACCGACAGUAAAAUCUGUAGCUGGAGGUCUCUCGCCGCCAUUUGCAGGCAAACUGACGUACCAACACUGUAAAAGAUUUGUGGAGGAUGUUGUCUUGGUUACGGACAAAGAAUUAAUAGAGACCAUGGCAAUGUUUUACAAGCGUGGAUUGGUUGUAGAACCCUCCGGAUGUGCUGCUAUGGCUGCUCUUAUCAACGGACACAUUCCUGACGUAGCCGGGAAAAAGGUUGUGGUUUUCGUGACAGGAGGGAAUGUCACGCCCGAAGAGAUGGCAGUUCACCUCAAAUAAAGAAAUCUGUAUCGCCGUGAAGCUUGUAAUUUUUAAUUAUGUGAUGAAAAUCAAUCCUUAUCUGUGAUUAACAAAAUUUCCAAUAUUUUUUAUAUCAUGUAAUUAUGUUUAAUUAUUAUCUUCAAGUUCCUAACGGGAAUUUCCGUCGUUUUCCAAGAUGGCGGACAUUGAGAAUUGACGAUCUUUUUUUCUGUAAAAAAAUAAUCGAAAAUGUCUCUACCUGUAUAAUUUGCGCACCCCCAACUUAAAACUUUAUUUCAGUACAAAAAAACUGUGCAAAUUACAUUGCACUAUAAGGUUUUAGUUCCAUGAUAAUAUAUAUAUAUUGGAUCUUAAAUGAGUUUUCAUAUCAUGAGAUUUUAUGAAACCAUUCUUAUAAUUUUUUUUCUUCAAUUUUUGCCAGUCUUGGAAAGUAAAUGUAACAGAGCGCAGGAAUUAUAUAAAUUUAAAUCACUGCCUCCGCUAGGGAUCGAACCCGGGACCUCUGGCUUACUAGUCUCACGCUCAACCGAUCGAGCUAAAGAGAAGAUCUCUCUAGCCGAGCGGUAUAUUGCGGCUAGUAUUUACCAGGGUUACAUAAAUAUGAAAACUUGGAGACAAGUUUCAUAAAAUCUCAUACAAGAUAAUAACAAAUUUAAGAUACUUUUUAUCGCGUACCUUGGUUGGUCUAUUACCAGAUUAACAGUAAAUACAAUUCCAAUCCCAAGUGUGAGUGAAUGUGAGAUAUCCAUAUUUUCUAGAAUGACUAAUCACUGUGCCUGGAAUGGUACUGCUUUUCCACAUAGAAAUCCAGAGGUUUGUAAAUAUGCUUGAUUGAAGAAUUUGAAGUUGAUUUGGUGCAAUAAUAUUUUAUGUGAAUUAAUCAUGAAUCUAAUCAAGUAAGAAUAUUUUAUAAUGAUGACAUUAAUGUUUUCCUGUGUUUUGUAGCAGAAAAUGUUUAGAGAGUUGUGUUGACAAUAUAUAAGAAUUUUGUCAAAAUACAUUGUAAUAUAUAUUUUUUAACUCAUUGUUAUUGAUUUAAUUAAAAGUGUUGAUCCGCUUAAUUUUGAUGUGUUGAAAUACUAAACCAUUGGGUUCUUUGCUUAACAAUGUAUUAUUGAUAAGUUCGUGUUUGUUUGGUCAUAUCUUCUUGAACGCCUUACACUUUACAAAUGUCAAUCAUACACUUGUUAAAAUGCCUAAUAAAACAUGGAAAUGUGAUUCAGUCUCUUGCAUUUAUUAAGAAAAUAUCCUACUCAAAAUAUGUUUUCAUUGCUUUCAACUACACUACACUCUGUGCACACUCUGGUUCUCCUACUCGAACUUCCUGGCUGCCAGGAGGGAAAGACGAAAUACAGGAAUCGGGCUCUCCUCACUGGAAGCAAUUGUAGCGGGACUGGACUGGGUCGAUCAUCGGUGACCAGGUAGCUCAAUUGGUAGAGCAUCUGGCCAGUGUUCGGAGGUCUCGGGUUCAAACCCCAGUCGGGCUGCUACAUUUUCUCCUCUCCUGUUACACAAUAAAUGACUUCAAAAUAAGGAAGACUUUGUCUCACACCAAUAGGUAUGGCUUAUAUGAUGGCAGCUAGACCUGCAAAUUUGCAUUUAGAUUGUGAUUGAAAAAUGGCCCUGGUAUACAUUGAAAACCUAAAUUAUCAAAAUCAAUAAAUUUAAAAUUACAAGGCUGGUUAAUUCAUUUCUUCAUCCUCCAUUGGGACUGGCCUAAUCAUUGAAAACCUAAAUUACUGAAAUUAAUAAAUUUAAAAUUACAAGGCUGGUUGAUUCACUUCUUCAUCCUCCAUUGGGACUGGCCUAAGAGUGAGACUUUUAUGGAGAGUACACAUACAACAACAUUUAUACUUAAUUGAAAUAAAAUAGCAAUUUAUUUACAUGAUACAAAUUUAUUACAAAUUCAAUACAAUGCUUGGUAACAAAAUUAAAAAAAAUAUAUAUGCAACCUUUAAAAAUUCAGCUAAGCUGUAUUUAUAGAAUUAAUGAUAGUUAUAAACUGGUAGAUACUAGUUUAUUACGAACCAUUAAUUCAGGAGUAUUACAAGAUAAAAAUUUCCAAAAUUAAUAUAAAUACACUGUUUAGUUGUUAAAUAUCACGGGUAUAAUAUUUUGCGGCUGCCCCAGUCUGACCUAAUUUGAAGCUGAUAGAUUUCGCACAACUACACCUUGUAAAUAUUUUGCAGUAAACUUUACAAUUCUAUACAUGUUUAAGUAUAUAAAGCUGCAAAUUUAUUUUUGUCCUAUAUUUAAAGACCACCAAUAUCGAAAUUAAAUCCCCCACAAAUUUUACCAACUAUACAGUAUAUUGAAAUCUAUAAAAAA